This is a messenger RNA of Populus trichocarpa (black cottonwood), 1544 nucleotides long. Its product is annotated as 30S ribosomal protein S9, mitochondrial. Gene Ontology annotation, molecular function: structural constituent of ribosome; RNA binding. Gene Ontology annotation, biological process: translation. Bases 78 to 1310 code for a protein of 410 amino acids. The transcript is spliced from 4 exons. Lineage: Eukaryota; Viridiplantae; Streptophyta; Magnoliopsida; Malpighiales; Salicaceae. Gene Ontology annotation, cellular component: cytosolic small ribosomal subunit; ribosome. The record is from RefSeq and is a predicted model, not a curated record.
GUGAAAAACCCAAAGGAAAGAAGAAGCUCCGCGACCUCCCUACACCGCUUCUUCACCUUCUUCUUCUUUGGCCAAAAAUGGUGUGGUCUCGUCUCCUCCCAAAACCCUCCCAUAUCCGUCUCCUCUCUAGAUCCCUGAUAACUCCACGACCUCAUAACUCCACCUCCUCCACUUUCCUCCUACUCAGCAGACCCUUUUCUACUAACGACGACGACGACAACAACAACAACAACAAAAGAGACCAGCCAGGCUACAACAUCUGGCAACUUUCCGGAGAAAAUGAAGGAAAUUUCGAUUCCUUCUUCCCCCAAGAAUCGGACACUGGCGUUCCUGGCAUCACCGAUUCACCUGUGACCGCCAAGGGGGAGGAUGAAGAGUCGUGGCUAAAAGAAGAUGAAAAUGGUGACGACGGAGGUCGAUAUAUAUUUGAUCGACUCGAGAAAGAUGUGAUUAAUGAAAGGAGCGUUAGUGAUAUUGGUGGUGGUGGUGGUGAAUGGCGGACUUCAUCGUUGGGGGUGAAGCAGUGGAGUUUUGAGGAGGAGGAGAAGGAGGAUAAGGUGUUUGAUUUUGGAGAGGGUGUGGUACGGAGUGGUGAAGGUAAUAUUAAUUGGGGCGAGAAUGUUCCAAGUGAGAGAAGUGCUGAAGAGGAGAAGAUGCUUGAGAAAGAAAAGGAGGAACUCAAUGCCGUUCUCAAAGGUCCAAAUCGUGCUUUUGGUGACCUUAUUGCAGCAUCUGGAAUAACAGAUGCAAUGUUGGACAGUUUAAUUGCCCUCAAGGAUUUUGACGGGGUUGAAGGAUUGCCUCCUUUAAGUGAGUUAGAGGAUAUGCGUUAUGAAAAGAACAUAAUGAAAUCCCCAAGAGCUGAAAUAGAGCGCCAGAAACAGGAAGAAAUUGCUAGAGCUAGAGUGAGACAGGUUGAUGAUAAAGGAAGAGCUUAUGGAACAGGAAGAAGGAAGUGUAGCAUUGCUCGUGUUUGGGUUCAACCUGGUGAUGGAAAAUUCAUUGUUAAUGACAAACAAUUUGAUGUCUAUUUCCCAAUGCUUGAUCAUCGUGCUGCCCUUUUGCGACCUUUCUCUGAGACAAAGACCUUAGGUCUUUGGGAUGUUACAUGUACUGUCAAAGGCGGUGGUGUUUCAGGUCAAGUUGGAGCCAUUCAGUUGGGGAUCAGCAGGGCCAUGCAAAACUGGGAACCAGACUUGCGUCCCACACUCAGAAGUGGCGGUUUCUUGACGAGAGAUCCACGUGUGGUUGAAAGGAAAAAACCAGGAAAGGCAAAAGCAAGAAAGAGCUUCCAAUGGGUCAAACGUUAAUCAAAGUACACAAGUUCUGCUCUUUUGUACGACUGCUUGUCCAUGAAACCUCAAUAUUCAAAUUUACAUGAUGACACAAUAGUGUGAGGUUCAUUUGGCUGACAGUGAAAUUUCACAUGGUGGUAGCUUGUAAUCCAUAUUUACAUCACCAGUCUUUGGAGAGCCUGAGAAGAUUUUCUUAUGUUUUCCUAUUCUUUUGUCCUUGAUGAUAUGAAAUGCAACCAUUUCAGAUUU